Suillus fuscotomentosus is the source of this 702-nucleotide messenger RNA. Its product is annotated as P-loop containing nucleoside triphosphate hydrolase protein. The record is from RefSeq and is a predicted model, not a curated record. NCBI's taxonomy places the organism in Eukaryota, Fungi, Basidiomycota, Agaricomycetes, Boletales, Suillaceae. The coding region runs from base 1 to 702 and encodes 233 amino acids. Gene Ontology annotation, cellular component: cytoplasm. Gene Ontology annotation, molecular function: ATP binding; kinase activity. The transcript has 3 exons.
AUGGAUAGCACUGCAGAAGACCUCGCUAGCUAUCUCGUACAGCAACUCAAAGUUAAAGUAGCUGGAGAGCGGCUCUUAGUUGCUAUCGCAGGCGUCCCUGCGUCAGGCAAAUCAACCCUGGCUGAGCUAGUGGUCGCCAAAGUCAACGCGCUUUUGGCUGCUGAUAACGUCACGCAUCCCACUUCUGCCAUUAUGGUUGCCUUGGAUGGGUGGCACCUGACACGCGCACAACUAGAUGCCAUGUUGGAUCCUAAACUUGCGCAUGAUCGUCGCGGUGCACACUGGACUUUCGACGGACCAUCUUACGUCGAGUUUGCCAAGCUUUUGCGUCAACCGGCAACUGCUGUGAUAACUGCUCCUUCUUUUGAUCAUGCCCUGAAAGAUCCUACCCCUCACACUGUGUCGAUAUACCCUUCCCACCGCCUGGUUGUGAUCGAGGGUUUAUACUCCAUGUUAAAGCACGAAAUAUGGGAGAAGGGCGCACAGCUAAUGGACGAACGUUGGUGGAUACAUGUAGAUCUGGAGGAAGCGAAGCGACGGUUAGUCAAGAGGCACGUCCUCACGGGCGUGGCUAAAGACAUGGAAGAGGCAAUAUGGAGAGCUGAGCAGAAUGAUGAGCCAAAUGGGAAGUUUAUUGCGGAAAACCUGUAUGAACCUACAAGGAUCAUCAAGAGCUUGGACGACCCCAAAUAUACCCUUUGA